UCUCGCCAAGGACGUCACCCAAACAUUCGCUACCUUUGUCCUAGCCCUCCCACCUCUUCACGUCGUCCCGAAGCCCUCUAAACUACCAGAAAGGAACGAUGAUGAACACUCUGGCAUGUUCGCUCGCCGUGCUGGCCUCUGCGUCGGCCGGGGUAAGUGUACUCCUGUUCGUGUAGGCAGAGAGGUGCUGGACGUCUACCACUACCAUGCCUGUAGUCUAGUCGCUGGAAGCUUGUCGCGGCGUAUCGAGACAGGGGAAGAGAAGGACUCGGUGAUUGGCGUGGCGUGUGGUGUGUGUGCCAGGUAUAACGGGAGUUCAUCUCGUGAAAGGAGCCCGCGUUGGUCUUGUUUCGUUGACGGGGAGAGCGAGAGGCCAGAUGGUAUUUGUGUGCAUGUGUUCCUCCUGCUCAUCUCUCCCCCCCUCCUGUGGUCUCAUGAUACAGCAGGCCAGCAAUGCCAUGUACAGCGUCCUUGAUACGUGGUGUACGUGACUAACCCUGUGAUUCUGCUUGUUCGCCUGUGGCGUUGUUAUUCAUAGCUAGACAACUUGUUUUGGCCCUGGUCCUCAUCGUGUGCAUGUUUGCCGCAUUUUCGACUGGACAACAGGAGACUACUCUAAAUGCCAGAUGUUUGGUAGUGCUUUCAUAGAUUUCUACUCUCGCGCGGGAUGGAUGUGAAGCGGGCGAGGGCCACAAUCAUACAAUACCGUCAUGGUAUACGUACGUUCAGUAGUAGAGGUGUUUUUGGAACCGCUUGCAACAAAAGAACGAGAGAGAGUGAGAAGAGGGGACUAGUGUACGCACGACGCGUCUCAAAUCACGUAUGCGACAUGUUACCACUGUAGACUACACCACUUGGAAGCUAUGGAUUUCAUCCUCAUCAAAGAUCGUGUGAAGAAACUUGAGGGUCACCGCAGGCGCCACUCGGUUAGACCCCCUGCGGCUCCGAUUUGUUGCAGCAGCGGGAGGUUAGGGUUGCCCUUGCACGAUGUAGUGCUUCGAUCACCAUGCUGCGGGACAUUCCUAGACACGAACAUCCGACACACAAAAAUACAAGCUCUCGCCUCCUUGGAAACACACACACCCCAAAAUCUUUUACGAGCUGGAAAGACUCAUCUAGCAAGAGUGAUCAGCAGCCACGGUCGUGCUGGUGUACAUGGCGAUCAGAGAGCAAGCUCCGAUCCGACGCGAUUUUUUUGCGAAUACCCAAGAGUGUCCGUUCUGUACAGUGCCGAAUGUUAAGCCCUUAUUCACCGCUGCUUUCGGGCUUCGAAUCGGGAUCGUACACGAAAGGUUCCUCAAAGAUGGUGUUUUUUUUUUGUUUCGGCACUAUCGUUAGACGUUGUUUCCCGAAAACGCAAACCACUUGAUCCACUUGAUAGGCGGUAGUGUUAAGGUGAGGUCGCUAAUUUUUUUAAUUUCUCGUGAAAGCCUGCCUCGCCCGAAGCCAUGUGCCCCCGACCUACGAACGCUCCGUCUUUACUCGUCACGACACCGAGCUUGCGAAUGGCUGGUUUGAUGUUGGCUGCGGAUGGUGUCACCGCCUUUGCUCUUUGCUUAAGAGUAGUUCCUCAGGUCCGCAACUCUGUCUGGUUUUCAUCUUGGUUGUCCCCACCAUCACCAUAAUAUCGUACCAUCUUAACGAUGUAUUGUACUCCAUAUAUAUCCCAGACCGCGAACCGAUUGUUGGCGUCUUUCUUUCUCCCGCUUGUGGUCUUAUUCGACUAGUCAUACUUCCGUCAGUUACCGGGUCUUUUCUUCAGCAGUGCCUUCGCUUGUUUUUCCUCCUGUCGCGA
Molecule: messenger RNA, 1795 nt
Organism: Ectocarpus sp. CCAP 1310/34
Lineage: Eukaryota; Phaeophyceae; Ectocarpales; Ectocarpaceae
Source: the annotation of a GenBank genome assembly